Messenger RNA from Aricia agestis (brown argus), 3042 nucleotides. It is a transcript of the gene Cdc5, whose product is annotated as cell division cycle 5-like protein. Gene Ontology annotation, cellular component: Prp19 complex; spliceosomal complex. Lineage: Eukaryota; Metazoa; Arthropoda; Insecta; Lepidoptera; Lycaenidae. Gene Ontology annotation, molecular function: RNA polymerase II transcription regulatory region sequence-specific DNA binding; DNA-binding transcription factor activity, RNA polymerase II-specific. The transcript has 17 exons. The record is from RefSeq and is a predicted model, not a curated record. The coding region runs from base 37 to 2421 and encodes 794 amino acids. Gene Ontology annotation, biological process: regulation of transcription by RNA polymerase II; mRNA splicing, via spliceosome.
UUGUUUCUUUUAAUAAAAGAAUUAAAACCACUCAUCAUGCCGCGUAUAAUGAUCAAAGGCGGCGUUUGGCGCAAUACAGAAGAUGAAAUUCUUAAAGCGGCGGUUAUGAAAUAUGGCAAAAACCAAUGGUCGCGUAUAGCUUCAUUGUUGCAUCGGAAAUCAGCGAAACAGUGUAAGGCAAGAUGGUACGAGUGGUUGGACCCCAGCAUCAAGAAGACGGAAUGGUCUCGAGAAGAAGACGAGAAACUGCUUCACUUGGCCAAACUCAUGCCAACACAAUGGAGGACCAUCGCUCCUAUUAUUGGCCGUACAGCUGCCCAAUGUCUAGAGAGAUACGAGUACCUUUUGGAUCAAGCCCAGAAGAAGGAGGAAGGAGAGGACAUGGGGGAUGACCCCCGUAAAUUGAAGCCGGGAGAAAUUGACCCUAACCCUGAGACAAAACCUGCACGUCCUGACCCUAAGGACAUGGAUGAAGAUGAAUUGGAAAUGCUCUCAGAAGCUAGAGCUCGUCUAGCUAACACACAAGGCAAAAAAGCUAAAAGGAAGGCUCGUGAAAAGCAGUUGGAGGAAGCAAGACGUCUUGCUGCUCUGCAAAAGAGGAGAGAACUGAGUGCUGCUGGGAUUGCAGUACCAAUGAGGCGUAAAAAGAAGCGUGGUGUUGAUUACAACUCAGAAAUUCCAUUUGAAAAGAAGCCAGCAUCUGGAUUUUAUGAUACUUCCACUGAAGUUGUGGACCCCAUGGCUCCAGAUUUCUCCAGACUCAGGCAACAGCAUUUAGAUGGAGAACUGCAUUCUGAAAAAGAGGAGAGGGACCGUCGUAAAGACAAACAGAAGCUAAAGCAAAGAAAAGAGAAUGAUGUGCCCCAGGCUAUGUUGAUGGGUGAUCAGCCAGCUCGCAAACGCAGCAAAUUAGUUCUACCAGAACCGCAAGUUACAGAUCAGGAAUUGCAACAAGUAGUGAAGUUGGGCAGGGCGUCAGAAGUGGCUAGAGAGAGUGCGGGCGAGGUGGGCGGGGCUACGGACGCGCUGUUGGCGACGUACGCGCUAGAGGCCGCCACGCCCCAACCGCAGAGGACACCGGCGGCUAGAGACAGAGUUCUGAUGGAAGCUCAGAAUGUAAUGGCGCUGACUCACGUCGACACCCCUCUGAAGGGAGGGCUCAACACUCCGUUACAUGAGUCUGACUUCUCAGGAGCAUUACCACAGUCUAUGGUCGUUGCCACACCCAAUACUGUGCUAGCUACUCCGUUCAGAUCUUCUCGCAGUGAAGUAUCUACUCCAGGCAGUUUCGCUACACCUGGACAAACCAACACGCAAGGCGGUAUGUUGACUCCAGGGCUUCGAGACAAGUUGAGUAUCAAUCCAGAAGACAGAAUGAAUGGGGACACGCCACAACAAAACACUCAGAUUCAAAAACAGCUGAAAGCGUCAGUACGUAGCGCGCUGCUGUCGCUGCCGACGCCGCGCAACGACUAUGAAAUUGUCGUGCCCGAGACCGAGGGGGAGGAGCCGAGCGAGGCCGCCGCCGCGCCCGCUGUGGAGGACCAAGCAGACGCGGACGCCAGACUCAUGCGGGAGUCCGAGGAGAAACGUCUCGCAGCUCUAGCGCUUCGUUCGACCGCGAUACAGAAGAACUGCGUGCGACCAGUGGAGGUGAACGCGUCGGUGGUACGCACGGGCGGGCCCAUGACGCCGCUACAGAAGGCCGAAGAGCUGCUAAAGGCCGAAAUGCUCACCAUGCUGCACUACGACGCCUUACACGAUCCGCCCCCGGGCGUGGACAAGAAGCGCUGGGUGCAAGUACAGGCGGGUCAUCUGGCGUACCUGGAGAGUCACCCGUACGAGCAGUUCUCGCGCGAGGAGUUGGACGCGGCGCGGGCGAUGUUGGCCGCUGAGCAGGACGCGGUGAAGGCCGGUAUGGGACACGGGGACCUCGGCAUAGACGCCUACACGCAGGUCUGGGAGGAGUGUCUGGCGCAGGUUCUAUUUCUACCCGGUCAAAAUCGAUAUACCCGUGCCAAUUUGGCGAGUAAAAAAGACAGACUAGAGUCGGCUGAGAAGCGACUCGAACAAAACAGAAAUCACAUGGCUAAGGAGGCAAAAAAAUGUUCAAAAAUGGAAAAGAAAUUAAGAGUACUCACAGGCGGAUACCAGAGCCGAACAGCUUCACUGGUGAAACAAUUCCAAGAACUGCAGGACCAAAUAGAGCAAUCCAACCUGGAGCUAUCCACAUUUAAGUUCCUGGCCGAACAGGAGAAGGCCGCCAUUCCACGGCGAAUAGAAUCAUUAACAGAAGAUGUUAAUCGGCAAACAGAACGUGAAAAAAUGCUUCAGAAAAGAUAUUCCGAGCUACAAAGAGAAUUAGAAGACUUGCAUGUAGGGAAAAAGCAACAGCAUGAACCAAAGUCUAUAGAACAAUAGCGACUUUAGUUCAAUAGUGACCACAGUCGUGAUGGGUAACAUGAAGGUCAAUUUUCAUAUGUGAAAAAAAUAUUUUCUAAAUGUUUUUGUAUUAGUUUUAUGACAAAUAAUAAUCUAAACUUGCAUACACACAUGUCCUGCAAAGUCCAAUCGCCGGAAAGAGUGAAUUCGUCAAUAGGGCAACGUUUAAAUCACGCUGUAAGGUAGCAGCAGCAUAGACAGUAAACAAAAAGUUUUGUUCGAUGUUUGAUUACUUUUUGUGUUAAUAUUCUUAUAUGACGUGUCCAACAUAUUGGAUUUUGGUCGGAUUAUUAUUACUUAUUGUAUAAACUGUAUGUGCUAGUAGCACCUCCUGCUUCGACCUUUGCGUAAUAUUCCCUACUGAGGUGACCUAUGACGUGUGUGAACAAUAUAUUGACAAUUGUGUGAAAGAGAAAAGUAGCUGUAAACUGUAGACUGUAAUUCAGUGGUCAAUUUCUCUGAAUCAGGCCACCAGACUUAACAAACAAAAUAAGCACACUGAAAACAACUAUUGAAGGUGACUUGAUUAUUCUGCUACUUUUUUAGGGUCAAUUUAUACUAGCGCAGAGUCGAAGCGCAUCGAAGCGAAUUAUUAAAACU